ACCGAAUCCGAAUAAAUAUUUGGUUUAAAAAAAAAAAAAAAACAUCUAAAUUAUGGCAUUAUAAAUGAGCCCAGACAUUUCUGAUAAGAAUAGUGGUCAAAUAUUCCAUCAGAUAAUGGUGGGUGUGUGUGUAUGACAAUUUGAGCCAAGUGGUUAUUUGAGAAAAAUGUAUGAUGAAUUCCAAUGUUGCACUUUUUAACAGCAGUGUACUACUAGUCUGUCACAAAGACAGUUUGUCCUCAUUUGUUUUGCUUAAUCUAAAAAAAAGACAGAAAAAUCUACGUUGACCCCAGAGAGCCAUUCGUUAAAAACGUGGCAGACAGUUGAUCUACAGAAGGAUGAUGCAUCUUUCAGUUUUUUUUUACUUUUUAUAAGUUAGAAAGAUGUGAUGCUCUUCUGCUUCAGAUGCUUUAAAAUAUUUGUAGCAUUUCAAGUCAUCUUGGACAACAUCUCAUGUUUUCCAUCCAAUUUCAUAAGAAAAUAAAAUUAAUCAAGUGAUAUCUGAUUAUGUAUUUUAGAGCAGCUGUUUAUUUGUGAAAUUUUCUAGGAUGCUUCUGUUUGUAUCUCUCGAGUGCAUGAGGACUGAGUGGGCUGGUCUGAAAUAAAUCUUUCAGAACCCCUAAAGCCAACUGACUCCCACUAUCUACUAUAGGUUCUCCAGGUUUCCCAAAUGCUAAAAUCCUAUCCCAUGUCAAAGGUUUUAAAUAUGAGCGUAACUCCACAAUUUGGAUAACUUGCCAGUAGUUGAAACCCGCUCGACCUGCCGACUGGCUCCUCAUUAUGAAUUCUCUUCGUCUGCAUUUUUAAACCAAUCGGUUUCUAUUCAACUGAGAUCAAUUCUGCAUUUUGUUGGUUUCAGUGUUUCUCGACAUGAAGCUGGACACGUUUUCUUUUUACCUAAAAACUGCAGAUUUAUAAAUCAACAUUGGAACAUGAUUGCCUUGCUGAGCAAUAAAUGGAACCCAAUUAGCUAUGCAAAUAUUUCAAAUGUUUUGUGUAAAAGGCUCAACAAAAGCACAGAGAACUGCAAUUAUGUUGGAGCAUUCAGAAGUAUAAAGCAAUGUUUGCAAAAAAAUUACAAGUAAGAGCUGCAGAAAAUGCUAGUGAUGUUUUUAAACAACAACCUCCCUGAAUAUUUGAAGCAGUAGAAUAAUCUCACAUUAUUCUACUGAAUCCCACAAUUUUAGCUUAUUCAGUGGAGGGGGGAAAAUCCCACAUUGAGAAAUAUUUGUUGAACCCCCCACCUUGUUCCAAUAUGACACCAGUUCUUCUCCUAUUAGAUUUCACAAUGUUGGAAAAGUCUGGAAUGGAUUACCGACAGUUAUUUGGACAAUCUAGAGAGAUUAUGCAGAUUCCUGCAUCUUCCCUCAUGUUGUCUUCUCAGGUUUUCUUAGGACAUGAAAGCGGCUUCAAUUUGAUUCUGAUUAACAGUUUGUGUUUUUGAUUUGGCCACUUGUUUUGGAUCAUUAUCAUUAUGACCAGUUUUACGACAGAUUAAUUUUAAAUCUCCCCCCUUGCUGUGUGACCUUUUCUGCACCUUUGGACUUUCCCUGCAACUCUGUUGCAAUUGCGCAUGGCCUUGAAAAGUAACUGUGCAGGGACAUUUCAUUAUUUACACAAUAAGUAAUGAUUAGAUCACCAGAUUUGACCCCUUAAAUGACAGUAAUUUGCAAGUGACCAUUACUGGAGCAGUCUAGUUGAUCCUUAACCGGAAUACCGCAGUAUUUAAACCGUCAUGUUCUCAUUCUGUUUUAUUUUAGCAAUGAAGUUCUGUGUUGCUGCUUUUCUCUUCCUGGCAUUCUUCUGCCACAGCAGUUUUUCCUGUCCAGCUUUGUGCAAAUGCUACCCCACAAGUGUGGAAGUCGUUUGUAGUGAAGUUCCUCUGACGGAGUAUCCAUCAGCAGGUCUUCCAGAGAACACCACCAUGCUGACAAUUCAGCUGACAAACAUCACCUCCAUAUCGGAACACCACCUCAAAGCAACGCCACUUCUGAAAGAGCUACAUCUGUAUGGGAACCAGCUUCAGAGCCUCUCGUCUCAUUUACUCAGAGGCGUUCCUCAGCUGCAUACGUUGGAUCUGACCGGAAACGAGCUGAGUGAUCUGCCUGUAGACGUCUUCAGCGAUGCUCCGCUUCGAAACUUGGUUCUUAAGAACAAUCGGAUUAAGCGGGCAGAUCCAAAGUGGCUUCCUCAUAACAGCAGCUUGACCUGGUUGGACCUCUCUGAAAAUCAUCUAACAGAGAUCCCAGUUGGUUUGCUUCAGAGGCUCCCUCACCUAGACAAUAUUGACUUGUCCAACAACCGACUGGAAAAGAUACCACCAAACUCCCUGGACCAUCUGACUAAACUCGAGAGGCUAAACCUGCAAAACAACAAGCUUGAGACUUUGGAUGCGUCUGUUUUCCAGUUCACACACAACCUCACUUCUCUGUUGCUCUCUCAAAACAAGCUCACCAAACUCCCACAGUACCUCUUCCAGGGACUCACCAGACUCACACAUCUCAGUCUGGAUGACAACCAGCUCAGCCACAUCCCCAAAGGUUUCCUUGACUCGCUGAGCUCCCUUGAGGAAGGCGGACUGGACCUGUCUGUCAACCCACUACUUUGUGAGAGGGAAGUAGAGUACCUGUGGAGGUGGCUCCAGAGGAACAAGAAGAAGGUUUUGUUGGCAGACAACAUCACCUGUGCAUUGCCUGAGACUCUCGCAGGGCACUCAGUAAUUUCCCUUACAGAAAACGAUCUGAACACUGGGUCUCAGCCUUCUUGUUUCCCUGCAGAGAUGAAGUUGUUGCUCCUGGUCACUUUCAUUGCACUAGCUGAAUUUGACUACAAAAGAAGCAGCGCUUACUCGUGUCCGGACCGAUGCUCGUGCUCUUCUGAGCCUUCAGCUGCUGAGGUGGUGUGCAGCAAAGGUGGCCUCACAGAUUUUCCUAGAACUGGUUUUCCUGCCAACACCACACUAAUAUCCAUCCAAAGCACACACCUCAGCAGCGUCACUGCCGGCGAUCUGAGCGCUGUGCCGUUCCUAAACAAGCUGCAGCUCUAUCACACCAAUCUGGCAAACCUUUCCUCAGAUCUAUUGGUCUCCGUAUCCCACUUGGACACUUUGGAUCUCACAGGAAACAAGCUAGCUAAAUUGCCUGCAAACGUGUUCAGUCACAGCUCGCUUCGCAACCUGGUGCUGAAAAGCAACCAGCUGCCGGAAGCCGACCCAGCAUGGUUUUCUGGCAACAGCAGCCUUCUUUAUCUGGAUUUGUCCAGUAACCGUCUGACCAGCAUCUCGGCCGCUCUGCUUCGCAAACUGCCCCUUCUGCAGACCCUGGAUCUGGACGGUAACAGUCUUCAAGAGUUACACGCUGACGUGUUCAGGAACCUGCAUCACCUGGAGACGCUAAAUCUGGCUGGGAACAAAUUAAUAACCCUUAAACCUCAAUUAUUUGCUCAUAAUCUACAACUAAAAUACCUGUACCUGCAGGAGAAUCAGCUUCAGGAUCUGCCAGUGAACCUCCUACACAGACUUCAGAACCUUGAGCUUCUGCUGCUGAAUCAGAAUCAGCUUCGCCACCUCCCCGCAGGCCUGCUGGAUGGGGUUAAUCCCUCUGUGCAGAUAAUCCUGACGGGGAACCCCUGGGAGUGUGAUGGGAAGAUGGAGUACUUGUGGAAGUGGCUCACCAGCCAUCGGCAAAAUGUUCUCUUUGAGACGGAGGUGACUUGUGAUAACCCAAAGGCACUGAAAAAUCAGCAAGUGUCAUCUCUAACUGACAGUCAGCUUGGUGUAAGAUUACAAUGAAUGGUGCAGUGAGAAAAUGCAGAAAAGUAAACGUUUCACUUUUGUUCCCUCUUUUGGUUGCACGUCAAGUAAAUAAAUAAUGAUAAACAUUGCUGUGUUCUCCUGAGGUGUUUUCUUAAUUUCCAACAUUAAGGUGAAUCAGUUUACAAUGCCUUUGCAAACAUAUUCCGACUGUUUCACGUUUUGUUAUGCUGCAACAAAAACCGUCACUGUACUUUAUUUAGAUUCUAUGCAGUAGACAAAAAUGCUAAUCGUCAUUGUGAAGUGAAAGCUGUCUCCCCUGAGUCUGUGUAGAAAGAUUUUCCACCUGAGUUGCUGCCUCAAGUCUUUAGUGAAGUUUUCUCGAUCAGAGUUGCAUGUGCAGAGACUGAUGUGGUUCCAAAUUCUUUGCAAAACUGUUCUGGCCUAGUUUGAGUGUCUGUGAGCAAUUUUCAAGUCCUGGCACAAAUUAUCGAUUAAAUAUCUUGUAUUUUGUAAAAUGAAGCUCUGGUUUUACGAUUAGGGUUGUUGUCCUACAGGA
Poecilia reticulata (guppy) is the source of this 4310-nucleotide messenger RNA. The record is from RefSeq and is a predicted model, not a curated record. NCBI's taxonomy places the organism in Eukaryota, Metazoa, Chordata, Actinopteri, Cyprinodontiformes, Poeciliidae.